Acipenser ruthenus (sterlet) is the source of this 2220-nucleotide messenger RNA. RefSeq names its product nucleoredoxin-like protein 1. The transcript has 2 exons. Gene Ontology annotation, cellular component: mitochondrion. Lineage: Eukaryota; Metazoa; Chordata; Actinopteri; Acipenseriformes; Acipenseridae. The record is from RefSeq and is a predicted model, not a curated record. Gene Ontology annotation, biological process: photoreceptor cell maintenance. Bases 1583 to 2215 code for a protein of 210 amino acids.
AUACUAAUACAGCUCUCAGUCUUGGUUUGCACUCUUUUAAACAAGCGACAAUGCUGCUUGAGCUAAUAAGCAAAUGGAGCCAAAUGUGUACAAUUUACCUUCACGCAGCUGACUUGAAUGCGACUUUGAGUCGUUUGGGAGUUUAACAAAACAUCAGUCAGUUAUUGAAUUGUUUUGUGUGUUGAAUUUCUCUCUCCUUGACUGGUGCUUGUUUGUGUUUCAAAAGCAGGGCAGGGGCGGCUCAUCCUUCUCCUAAUCCACUCCAGCCUUUGCAAUAGCUUGUGAUUAAGAGGGUGUAUUUAUGGAAAGUGACGUGCAGUGAAUUUGUGACAAACUCAAUUACACCGAGAAGGCAAAGCUAGCUCUGGCACACAGUGACCGUGAUAAGGAAGACUCUACAGGGAGAUUUCAUCAAGAAUCUGCAGUCCUGAGACUCAAGGAAAGUCUGUCUUCAGUGCAGCCAGCACUGAUCUUCAGCAAAUCCCUGUCCCUCCAGUGAUCCCGGUUGACGUGUGGAUUUAUCUGACCGUCUGUCUGCAUUACGUGCUGAAGCGCACUUUCUGUGUCUUGUCUUUCAGAGUGAGAAGCAGAUCGCCUCCCACCUGCCUUUCCACUGAACCGGCAAAUCAACAGAAACCUCAAAACAGACAUCGACGACAAGACCAUCUCAGUGUGUCCGUUCCUCGGGUCUGAUUCGAGCACCAAGUCUUACACCAUCGGCUCCAAGUUCAACCUGUUACCUCCAGCCCUGUCCGCGGCAGGACUUUGAAAACCAGAAGAUCAUCUUCGCUCGUUAUCAGUGGAUUUGAAUUCCAGUGUCUUUGAGGGAACCUCGACAUUUCAAAGUGUUGGGACUGUUUUCUGUUCAGAACCGAGGUGGAAGAACCUGUGUUCAGCUUUGUUCAUGGGAUCAGCGUGUUUAGCUUCUUGGUUUUCAACUGCUCUAGUUAAACUGGAACUGGACCCAGUUUACUUGACCCUAUGAAUCGGAUUUCAGCUGUUUGGAGGAAUGGAUCCAUUUUGAUGCCACGUUGGAGCUCAUUGGAAGCGGGUUAAUUAUUAUGGUCACAGUUUUUAACAUACAGACAAUUGCUUAGAGGAAUUAUCAGUACUUUUCUGCUACGCAGUGAUUACUGUUAAUACUAUGUUAUGUUAUGUUAAUGAAGCAAACUUAGUUGAAGCAAACUAAAUAUUGCCACUAAAAUACAAAUAUAUAUAAAUAUACUUGAAUAACUAAUUCAUUUUUCAUGAUUGUUUGUCCUUCUGUGCUAAAAAUCCCUCAAUUUUGAUUUUAGGAAUUUCUGACAGUAUAAAACACUGCAUCAGAAUUCAAUACCUUCAUAAAAUAUAUUUAUAAAAAAAUCAGCAGAAAUGACUGACAGUGUCGUCAGAAUAUAAUACCUGAAAAAGAAUAACAGAAAGAUUGAGUUUUAUUACAGCAGUAUUUGCUGUUGAAACAUGUGAAGACGUUGACCUUGUGUAAUUGCAUUAACAGCAUUACUAUCCUUGUGGAGCAGUACGUUCUGCUAGGAUCCUAGAUUCGGGGCACCAGCAGCUCUGCACGCACCGUUCAGCCUCCAUCAUGGCGGAGCUGUUUCAUGGCAAGGUCCUCAUCAAGAACAAUAAGGACCGUGAUGAUGUGGACACGGACAGGGAGCUGUGUCUGCAGCUGGAGAACAAGGUGCUGCUGCUGUUCUUCGGGUCGGGGGAGUGCCCGCGCUGCCAGGACUUCACCCCGACACUCAAGGAGUUCUUCGUCCAGCUCACAGACGAGUUCUAUGUGGACCGAGCCAUGCAGCUGGCCCUGGUCUACAUCUCCCAGGACGAGAGUGAGGACAAGGAGAGCAAGUUCCUCAAAGACAUGCCCAAGCGCUGGCUCACCCUGCCCUUCGAGGAUCAGUACAAGAGGGAGCUGGAGUUCAUGUUUGGGGUUGAAGACACCCCUGUGGUGGUGGUCCUGAGGCCGGACGGGACGGUGCUCUCCCUGAAUGCUGUGGAGGAGAUCUCUCGGCUGGGGGGCGCCUGCUUCAAGAACUGGCAGGAGGCGGCCAUGCUGAUCGACCGCAGCUUCAUGAUGGCCGAGGACUUCGACGACAAACCCACGCGCAGCGUCACGGAGCCCCUGCGCAGACUCAAAUACAAACUGGACAAGAAGAAGAAGAAGAAGGGGCAGGGGGAGGAGGAUGAGGAGGAGGGAGCGGAGCGCUGGUCCUGAGGGAG